Messenger RNA from Xenopus laevis (African clawed frog), 5086 nucleotides. RefSeq names its product EYA transcriptional coactivator and phosphatase 4 L homeolog (gene eya4.L). Lineage: Eukaryota; Metazoa; Chordata; Amphibia; Anura; Pipidae. The transcript is spliced from 20 exons. The record is from RefSeq and is a predicted model, not a curated record. The coding region runs from base 796 to 2730 and encodes 644 amino acids. Gene Ontology annotation, biological process: negative regulation of extrinsic apoptotic signaling pathway in absence of ligand; cell differentiation; positive regulation of DNA repair. Gene Ontology annotation, molecular function: protein tyrosine phosphatase activity. Gene Ontology annotation, cellular component: nucleus.
AUUUCUGUGAGGGGAAUCAAAUGCAGACAAGUUUUCUCUGGUAACUGCCGGUGGUAACUGCCGGUGUGCUGUAAUUAUUAUACUGCAUUUCCCAGUACAAUUUGGAUAGGGAGCUGAGUCGUGCACUGUCUCACAGUCUUGUAACACGAGAGACAAAUAGGAAAGAGUAAGGGAGAGACAGAAAGGGGGAAGGAGUGUGAGAGAAUUUCUAAGCACUUCUGUUUGUGCACAGCCAGUGUAUGUGUGUGCGUAUGGGAGAAACAGGUCUGUAGAGCAGAGCAGGGGAAUCUAACUGAGCCAAGCACAUGCUGCAUCUGUACAGUGACCUCAGUGAAAACCCACGCGGGAAGGAACCAAUGACAACAUGCAACUAUCCACUCUGAAAUAAACAUGAUCAGAAAUCCUUCACCUCAACCAGGGGAACUGCUCUGCUAAAUAACUCAUCGCACGUGGGAUACACACUGCCCAAGCCUGGGGUUCAUCCCUGUAGCUUCAUUUUCUCUCUCCCUUUCUUUUCAUCGUUUAUCUUGAUUUCUCAUUUUGAGAGAAAGCAAAAAGUACUGGGAAACAAAACAAAAAGGACGGAUCAAUGUUACUUCUCUGACUUUGUGAGUGAUCUUACAAGUGUGUAGGAACAGUAACUCCACUAUCAGGAAAGGGACCUGAGUGAGAGAAGUCCAGGAGCCAGCAGGAGGAGCAAAGAUAAGGUAGCUGGAGAUCAACAGAAGGCAAUUAAAGUAACCGAUCUUGGUCAAAAAAUAGAAAAAAAAACACCACUAUUCUUGAGAAACCUCCAUGGACGACUCCCAGGACCUGAAUGAACAACCAGUAAAGAAACCGUGCACAGAAUCAGAUGUUACAGAGCCUCAGAACACCAGGUCUAUGGAAAUGCAGGACUUAGCAAGUCCACACAAUCGUGUUAGUAGUGGAGAUACAUCUGGAGCUUCCAAACUGGAUAAGUCUAAUAUUAACAACACCUCCAUUACAACAAAUGGAACAGGAGGAGAGAACAUGGCUGUUCUAAAUACCGCCGACUGGCUGCUUAGCUGCAGCACGCCCUCUUCUGCUACAAUGUCUCUUCUUGCAGUCAAAACAGAGCCCAUGAACAACAGUGAAACAGCUACAACAACAGGAGAUGGAUCGAUUGACACUUUUACUGGGUCAGUAAUAACAAGCAGUGGCUACAGUCCAAGAUCAGCACACCAGUACUCGCCUCAGCUAUAUCCUUCUAAACCCUAUCCACACAUUCUAUCAACUCCAGCAGCACAAACAAUGUCAGCCUAUGGUGGACAGAGUCAAUACUCCGGAAUGCAGCAACCUACAGUGUACACAGCUUACUCUCAAACUGGACAACCUUACAGUUUACCAACAUAUGAUUUAGGUGUAAUGCUUCCAGGAAUUAAGACAGAAAGUGGGCUUCCACAAACACAAUCUCCAUUGCAAAGUGCAUGCUUAAGCUACAACCCGGGAUUUUCACCACCACAGCCAGGCCAAACACCAUACUCGUACCAAAUGCCAGGUUCUAGUUUCCCCCCCUCGUCUAGCAUUUAUGCAAACAACUCCGUCUCAAAUUCAACCAACUUUACAAAUCCACAACAGGAUUAUCCUUCUUACACAGCUUUUGGCCAAAACCAAUAUGCACAGUAUUACUCAGCAUCAACGUAUGGAACGUAUAUGACCUCAAAUAACACCGUGGAUGGCACAUCCUCAUCAUCAACGUAUCAAUUGCAAGAUUCUAUUUCAGGCCUAACUAACCAACCAGGUACAGAUCUAAAGACAGGAGAGUUUGAUGCAGUCCAGAGUCCCUCAACACCUAUCAAAGACCUUGAUGACAGAACGUGUAGGAGCUCUGGGUCAAAAUCACGAGGAAGAGGACGAAAAAAUAACCCUUCACCUCCACCUGACAGUGAUUUGGAGCGAGUUUUUAUAUGGGACUUAGAUGAAACAAUCAUCAUCUUUCAUUCACUACUCACUGGAACAUUUGCACAAAAGUAUGGCAAGGAUUCACCGACAGCUGUGACUCUUGGACUGCGAAUGGAAGAAAUGAUUUUCAACCUCGCCGAUGCACACUUAUUUUUUAAUGAUUUGGAGGAGUGUGAUCAGGUCCAUGUAGAUGAUGUCUCUUCAGAUGAUAAUGGUCAAGAUCUAAGUUCUUACAGUUUCGCAACUGAUGGCUUUCGGGCGGCAGCAAGCAGUACUACUCUCUGUUUACCAACUGGCGUCCGGGGAGGUGUAGACUGGAUGAGGAAGCUGGCAUUCCGUUAUAGACGAGUAAAAGAGCUGUACAAUACAUACAAGAACAAUGUAGGAGGACUUUUUGGCCCAGCUAAGAGAGAAGCCUGGCUUCAAUUGCGAGCAGACCUUGAAGUUUUGACAGACUCCUGGCUUUCGAAUGCACUUAAAUCACUAUCACUCAUUAGCACAAGGAGUAAUAGUGUGAAUGUCUUGGUAACAACUACACAGCUCAUCCCAGCACUUUCAAAGGUUUUGCUAUAUAGUCUAGGAGGUGUAUUUCCUAUUGAGAAUAUAUACAGUGCUACUAAAGUAGGCAAAGGAAGCUGUUUUCAGCGUAUAGUUUCAAGAUUUGGCUCUCAUGUAACUUAUGUUGUGAUUGGAGAUGCCCAAGAUGAGGAGCAUACUGCUAAGCAGAACAACAUGCCUUUCUGGAGGAUAUCAAGUCAUUCAGAUCUUUUGGCUCUACAUCAAGCACUGGAACUAGAAUAUUUGUAACUAAUUGCAACGUGGACAGGCUUUUUUUUAAUAUGUAUAUAAAUAUAUAUUUUAAGUACACACUGAAUUUUUAACGUGUGAUCAAAUGCCUCCGGCUUUUUACACACAAGGAUUGUCUUAAGUAAAUGAAGAAAUAUUUGGAACAAGUAAAUGGAAAUAACAAAGAAUUCAGACUGCUACAAGCGAGCAAAGAUAUUAACCUUAAGUGCUGCACAUGGAUACUUUGUGGUCUUACAAUGGAGGCAGUAUAAAGCAUCUGGUUAAUGGAAAACUAGAGGCUUCUGAACCAGGGUAAUCCUAGGUAAUGAGUAAGAGCAUAUGUACAGGACUUUGACAAAGAUUGGCAUGUGCUUUCUGAAUGAAGAGGUGGUGUUCAACAUUCCUCAACAUGGGAUCUUAUUCUCAGCACUGAGGUGUGAAUCAUACAAAAACCUACCUAGCCCGGAAAAUCUGAAUUUAGAACGCACUCCAACUAUAAGAUGACAAUCAAGUCUAGACCUGUAAUUUUGUGUAAAUUAUUGAUGAUAAAAAUAAUAAUAAUAAUUAACUGUGACUUUAUUAGCAGCUGAUUUUGAAAGUGGAUGUAACGUUUCUUUUUUCUUCUGGGGGGGGGGGGCAGGGUGGUGAGGUCUGAAAAGAAAAAUAUGCUGACUCUUUUAUAAGUUUGGCAGAAUGUGCAUACUGAUGUGUUGUGCCUUAAAAAAUGAGACAGCUUUUUUUGUGUGUUACAAUGUAAUUUUGGUUAAAAAAAAAUUACAUGAUAUCUUCAGUUAUGACCAAAUUUAAAAAUCCAAAACAGGAAAAACUGAGCCCUUACCAGUUAUAAUUUGUAAAUUAACAAAAUAGAUUUUUUUUCUCGCUCUUUUUUUUGAGGUUUGAAUAAUUAUUUAAAGGCUUAGAAAAGCACAUCUAAAAAUAUUAACUUCAGGUAUAAGUAUGUAGUUUUAUGCUAGUAGACAGGUGCAUGCUAGUUCAUGUCCCCCCAAAAAAACUUUUAUGCCUAGGCAAAAGCCAUGCUCUGCUGAACCUCAGUGGUUGCAGCUUUGAUAGUGGUCUUUGGGGGUCUGGAGAAGUAGUGGGGUUAUCUCUGAAUCAAACCCUAUGCAAAGCUAUAAAUUAGGUUUGUCCCCACAAUGAUCUUAUUCAAGUUCAAGAAUCAUAUACAUGACAUUAUAUACUAUAAAUCACAUCUAUAAUGAAGGAAUAAUUUCAUCUAUCUUGUAUAGCAACAAACAAUGAAGGGUGUAUUGCACGCUGGAAUACUUUAUUAAACAAUCAUCUCACGCAAGGAGAAUACUUUAUUGAACAAUCAUCUCAAGCCUACACCCUUGAUUGUUUGUUGCUAUACGGUCUAUAUCCUCUCCCUUGAGCUGAGAACCAAGGGCUGGAGCACCUGGGCCAUCCCUCUACUAGGUGAGUCUUUAUUAGCAGGAGUAUUUAUGCUAACCAUUUAUCUUUUGGAUGACAUCCAUUUUGUAUCCCAUGGACAAAAAAAGUACAUAUAAAAAGAUCAAAGUGGCUGCAAUGAUAGUUUCUGCAUAUUCAUUUUAAGGCCCCCACAAUAUCCAAAGGUUGUCUUGUUUUAUUAAUAUAUGUUGAAAUUGCUCUUUAUUUGGGCCUCAAUGGCCCUUACAGCCACCAUGUUAACCAUGUUAUCUUACAUGGAAUGUACAUAACUAACAACAGAACACCAGCCGCCUAAAAGCAAUAACACAGAUUCAAAUCUUGUAGUGGCAACAGCAUAAUAAAUAUGGAGCACCAUAGGCUACAUCCCACUAUGAUUUUUUUUUUAUGUCUGAAAUGCAUGCCGUUUAUAUUCUCACACCUUUGACUCCAGUGCAGUAAGUGCACAGGGAGAUCAUUUGCCGAAUCCAAUGCUCAGUCUGUAUGUUACCAGUCUGUGGUUGGCUUAUUUUCCUACCUCUGUUAAUACAAUAACAUGUUAACAACAAAACACUCUACACAUCAACAGUGCACAACAGUGAUUGCUCCUGUGCUGUAGUAAGGCUUUUUAGAUGGGAACUGGCAAUAUUUUCAGUAAUGUGGGCAGUUUUUCCUUUAAUAAAUGAGUUGAUUGGAGUUUUCAUGAUUUAUAAGUUAAUUUUCCUUUUUGUGCAAAGUAAAAAAUGUUGAAUCAAAACGCUUAUUGGCAAUCAAUUUGUCUUAAUAUUCAGGCUGAUAAAUUAUUUUCCUUUUCAUCUCCAUGAAGUCAUCUUAAUGAUUACAUUCAUGCAGUUGGUCAUUUUCACCUCCUAGUGUCCUACACAAGAUGUAAGGGACUAAUCAUUAAAGGGAAACAAUAAAAAAAAUAACAAUAAAAAAUACCUUGGUAUACUGUGGAGUACUCACGUGUUUA